Misgurnus anguillicaudatus (oriental weatherfish) is the source of this 1280-nucleotide messenger RNA. Lineage: Eukaryota; Metazoa; Chordata; Actinopteri; Cypriniformes; Cobitidae. The record is from RefSeq and is a predicted model, not a curated record.
GAUCGGCCUGCGCGGCGCCGCAUGUAGUCGAAACGUUGAAGUCCAAACGCUGCGUAACUGGUUCAAAAGGAUGUCCCUAUGAAGUCUGAGAGUUUAGUCAGACAGGAAAUCUUAUUAAUAUCAUGAAGUCGAAUUCUCUCUUCAGUGUUCCACAGUUUGGUAUUUCUGAUAGGUUUAAUCGUAACGCCGUCAGUGCCAGAUACAGGCGGCAUGUCGAUACCGGUGGUUCAGAUCAGAGUAUCGGGCAACCAGAGAUGAAAGAUGUGCAUCUAACUUUUCUGCCGGAGAGAUCAUACAAACCUCUAGUGGAAGAAGACAGCCAACAAAGAAUAAGGGAGGAAAAGAAGGCAAAAAAGAAAGAUAAAUAUAAGAAAUACAGAAAGAACAUAGGAAAGGCUCUUCGCUACAGUUGGAAAUGUCUGAUGCUGGGUCUGCAGAAUUUCUCUGUUGGAUACUCCACCCCACUUUCCACUGGUGCAACAAUUGUUCUAGAUUUUCACCCAGGAGCAGCUUGGGGUUGAAAGAAACAGUGGCCAUUUUUACUUCAAGCUAAACCUACCAGCUACCUUCAUAUAUGGACUAAGUAAUUUGGUUUUACAGAUGCAGAUCCAAAAAUGCAUUAGCCUACAUCUGCUUUAGGCAAGCCUCUUAUCGUGGAAAUUGUCAUACGUCUAAUGCCUCUGUUGUAGCUAUAAAAUAAUAGAUAUCUUCUUUUGCUUUUUUUAAAUUCUGUGUUAUUUAAAUUAUGAAAGUAAUUAAGAUUAAUUAAAAGAUUUGAAUUGCGUUUUAUGGUUAUAACAGAGGCUUUGUCUGAGUGAUAAAGAAACUUGAAUGUUAUAUGAAAGUGAUGUAGCCUAUUAAGAACAAGUGUUUUUAAACAGUAACUAAAGUGGGAGAUUUUAAAGACCUGUAUAUGCACAUAUUUGUUUGCUUUGAUGUAAUUUAAACUGAUACAGGAAGUUAAGGUGGGACAUAUUAAGUGGCUUCUCCCCCUUUUAAAAUAGAUUGAAGUGUUUAGUUUACCUCACAGCCUGGAAUCUGAUCGAGAAUGAUGUCAUUAAAAUUAAGAAUUUUUAAAUGCUUGUAUUAUAUCUAAAUGUGAAUUUUGUCGGUGUUUUAGUUUAUUGAUAUCUUAAAGGCUAUAUUCAUACUAAAAGCCAAAACUUCAAAUUUGAUUUCAUGAAGGAUUUUAAGAAGAAGCACAUAAGGAAAGGACAGUUUGACAGAGACGAAAAAUGCAGUUGUGAUUAUGAUAAAGGAUUAAAAUUAAUUUCCAUAAA